AUGAUUAACCAUAUUGAGGAAAAUGGAAGUAUUACAUUAGAUGAAUUCACCCAAACAAUCAUUUCUCAAAAAAUUUUCAACAUAGAUGAGAAUGGAGUGUUAACAAAAUUGGCAAAGGCCAUAAAGGACAAAUUUUCAAACCUUUAUGACAAUACACAUGUAAAUAUUUUUGAUCGCUCUGCGCUUUCUGAUAGUACAUAUAAAUCGCACCUUAAUUUACUGUUUUCUGUUGAUACUAGCGUAAAUGAAAAGAUUUCUGCAUUUAAAUCUGUUCCCAGAUCACGUCAACCCGCCACUAUCCUGAAUUGGUUCAAAAGGGACACUUCUAAGUGUGAAACAAAUGAAAAGAAGGUAGAUACACAAGAAUGUGUAGAUCAUCAAGUGGAUGAAGAACCUUCCAAAAGGAUAGUACCAGUGGAUAUAGAUGAAUUUGGAACUCUAGUUAUAACGGGGGAUAUGUUAUCCUUUUCGUCCGAUUCUGAUCCAGAUACCGAUUUUGAGAUUGUCGACCUGAACACCAUAACUGGAACAACAAUCCCUAUAAGAGAUUUCGAUUGUUUAGGGGAAGACGAUGAUACGUUUUUAGAAACAGCUUCUGUUAAUAAUUGUUCGACAGGAGAUAAUUUAAGCUCAGAUGGGAGCAAAUGCUCCGAUUUUGAAAGUGUUAUCGCAGACAUUGCCCAAGAUGCUAAUUCUGAUGAUACUCAACCGAUUUCAGCUACAUCAGAAGGCAGCGUUGAUGAAUCCCCGAAAAUUUCCGACUCUAAAUAUUAUUUGGGGAACAAUGUGUUUGUGUUUUACGGUAACAGGAACAACUUUAUUGGGUCAUACUGGGUUCUAACAAAGGUUUUCGACUGUGACUUUAAGACCCUGUUUUCCACACAGAAUAACUUAGAAAAUGAAGCUAUUGUAAUAUAUAACAGGAAGGUUCACCAUUUUGACUGCAAAGCUCUUCAGGAACUGCUGACUAAUGAAGUGCUGAGUUUGGUAAAAUUAAAGGAGCUAAUGCUCACCAGACACAAUAAAGUAACAAUUUUGGAGAAUUUUGACUACUUGUCAGGCUGUUAUCAAAUUUUUAUGAAUAAAUGGUUUGAUACCAUGCAUGAGAAGGUGUUCAUUCUCCUGUGUAACAGGCUAAACAGCCUUGAUACAAGAAUAAAGUCCUGUUCCCUGAUGUUUAGAAUUGGUGGACUGGAUAAACAUAGAUUUAUAGACUACAUCCACAAAACGAGCAUGAAAAAUGCCAAUAAUAAUAUUAAAGGGUGCUUAUCUAGACUUAAUGUAACUGAAAUUGUAAAUAGGGUUGAUUUUGACGUUAUGUUGACUUACAAUACAGUAGUUGAAGCUCAAAAAAAUUAUAUGAACGCCAUCAGAAAACACAAGAUUCCAUAUGGCCAUAAAUUACUCAGAACGCUCGUUCAUAUAAUACUCCAGGCUAAAACAUCUGAACAAAUCGAAGUUACCAUAAAUAACCUAAUUUCAGACAUACUUUUAGACUAUGGCCCUUAUAAACUGGAUGUUAUGUUAUACGACUUCUACCUUAGGCUGAUGGAGAUGGGUAAUCAGGAACUACUGCCCCUUAAAUUUGAUAUAAACCACUUACUAUCCAAGGUAUUUACCAAUUCAGAUUUAUCGCACGAGUUUGAUUUAAGCCUGACUGAUCGAGAAAUAAAAAUGAAAGAUAUGAAGAAUUUAGUUGAUAAAAUUAUUUCAAUGAUUCAAAAUUUGAGAUUUAAGAACACUAACCCUUAAUUUUUGU
Theileria parva strain Muguga is the source of this 1759-nucleotide messenger RNA. RefSeq lists its product as uncharacterized. The coding region runs from base 1 to 1752 and encodes 583 amino acids. The transcript has 3 exons. The record is from RefSeq and is a predicted model, not a curated record. NCBI's taxonomy places the organism in Eukaryota, Apicomplexa, Aconoidasida, Piroplasmida, Theileriidae.